AUGGGGGCCGACCAACUCCGAAGAGCCCUGCAGCGGGCCCAGGGCCGCAUGGAUGCGGAGCACCGUGUCGCCACCACGACCUGGUGCGCUCCGCUCUCGCUCUUUGACGAGGCGGCCCAGCGCCAUGCAGCGACUGGAGGCAUCCCAGAUUGGGCGAUCCUCACGGUGCUCAAGGCCAGGCGCCUGGUAGAGCAAGCGGCCGGCCUCGGCGACCUCACGGAUGUCUACGAGGAGAAGGGUAGAAUGUCCGGUGCUGCCAUUCAGACCGUUGGUGGCGUCAUCACUGUCCUCGCAUAUCUGCAGUACGCCAUUGGUGGCGAGAAGGCUGUUGUGCGGCGUUCUAUGGACACAUACCUGGCUGGAUCUUCAGACGCCUUCAAUCUGGCCGGCAAGUUCUGCUUGGUACUGUACGAGGGAGAGAGGAGGUGGCACGAGCGAUUGUUGAUCCACCAAGUGCGGGCGAACCAGGACAGCCGCACGAGUGGGUGGUUCGUCAUCGCAACUCCCGACGGUGAUGUCUAUGCAGAAAGCUUGGCUCCGCCCAAUGUGUUGGGCAUGGUGGUGCUGGAUGACGGCCGCGCUCUCCCUCCAGGACUGGCAAGGCGCAACGUCUACCGCUUUGAGGACGGAGUGGUGGGGCAAGCCCCCGGGGCUGGCCAAAUGGCCCACCUUCGAGGUACAGCCGCUCCGGAGUUACAAGCAGUGCAGCUCGAGUUUGACAGCCUGGUCGCGCCCGCUGGACCUGCCGCUCCAGUCGCCGUUGCUCCAGCCGCUCCCGUUCAGCCUGCAAGCCUUGAACCCGCAGCUGGGCACUCGUGGGUGGUGGCCACAAGUGACGGAGCACGCGUUCGUGGCAGCUUGGUCCCCUUGCAACAGGUUGUCAGUGGCCACCAGACGGCUCACAAGGGUGUGGCGGCCCUUACAGAUGGGUCUGUGGUGUUCGUGGAGCUUGUCGCCAACCAGGACGUUGCCACCUACGCCAAACCAGCAUCGCCGACGCAGCUUGCUCCUCAGGCACUGGCCCCUGUUGUUGCUCAGCCAAGUCAAGCAGACGAUGCACGGACCCUUGCAGUGCGCUACAAUGCAGAGGGCCAGCGUCGGCGUGAGUUUCGUGAAGCGGUCGAGAAGUCCACCGAAAGUGCGUGGACGGAUUGGCCAGUGCGUGGCCCGCGUACCGCAAAGUGGGUGGGGCAGUACAUUGCCAACAAUGGCGGCUCCACUUUCGCGAUGCAUAACGCGUGGAGGAGCAACAGUCGGCUGCAACCUUCAGACAGUGGCGUGCUGGAACACGAGUCCAUCUGCAAAGCAUUGGAACUGGCGCUGGAAUAUGACCAGCUCAACCUGGGAGAGCUGGCAUGCGUCGAACUCCUAUGCAGACGCCUGCAGAUGCUUCAGUACAGGCGGCGUGAGCGCGUUCUUGGUUCUGCAGCCAGCGGGACUCUGGACGACGAAAGCCACUACUUCCUCGGAACAGACCCUACACGAGGCAACUUGUGCGUGUGCCCGGCCCUCAACUCGUGGCUGGGGGAGGAGUUACACAAGGAACACCUUGCGAACAAGGAGCAGCGCAAAGCCCGAGAAGAGCGCGCCCUUGUGCGAACCGGGAAAAACAAGCUGCCUGAAGCCGAGACCGGGAUCUUCAAUCCGAACAUCUGCCGGGCCACCCGUCAGAGAAUUAAAAGGAGGCAAGCUGCCGAUGCCUGGAUGCAUGAAGGAGUGUGCACCAUCAAUGAACUUUAUGGGAGACCUACCAGUGGCAUCGGCGCGCCCGUUGGUGCACACGCCGAGGUGCUGACGAGACUUGAACGUCAGUAUCGGCGUGUUGGCGCCCCGGAGCUUCAUCCCGAAGAAGCCCUCACGGCGCUUCUCGGCACCAUGACGACCUACAGUGACGAUCGCAUGGUGUGCAAGGCGGUUUUUUGCGAAGACUUAGUCUCAUGGCCGGAACCUGGCUGUCUCCCUGUUGAGAUAGCAGACCUUCUGGAACCGGCAGUCGGAAACUUGCUAAAACCGCAAGGCAUUGAAGAGCUUCUUGCUGAAGAACGAGAGAUGAGUCCUUCUGAGCCUUUGAAGCCGUACGUAGAUUCUGUUCUGGCUCACUCUCCCAAACACAUGGGAAGAUUUUUAAGCAGACUCGCCGAGUCUAAGAUGUUAGAUUUUGUGCCUGGCACGCGAGCCCACACUGUCGGAGUGUUUUUUGUUCACAAGAAGAAUGGUAAGCUCCGUCUCAUUCUUGACACCCGAGCGGCUAAUCAGUUCUUCAAGCCCCCUAGGCACAGUAAUCUCCCUACUCCCUCCGCUUGGUGCAGCAUCGAAGUUGAAGAAGGUGAGAAGCUGCACACAGCCACAGGAGAUGUCGCUGAUGCCUUUCAUCGCAUGCAGUUGCCGAAGCACCUCCGGCAGUACUUCCGGCUGCCGGCGAUACAGUGCAAGUACCUGGCGAAAAGCAGCUGGCCACUCGGGUGCAAGGCCCAAGACUAUGUCACUCCAGAGUAUGCAACGCUACCUAUGGGUUGGUGCUGGUCUCUGUUCUUUUGUCAAGAGUUGCUUCAAACUGCAGCUCUGCGCGCGGGAUUGCGACAGGAGGACAGAAUUGAGGAUCGAUGUUGGGUUGGGCCUGUCUCGGAGGGCAGGGUCCUGCAUGCCCAAUACGUCGAUAACUUUUUCGUUUCUUCAGGCGAUCCUGCGCUGACGCAAAAGUACUUUGACAAGAUGAAGACAAUCCUUGAAGAAUGGGGCUUUGGGAUACACGAGGUCACUGGAGCUCAGACUGUUGUCGAGGGGCUUGGGUUGGUCAUAGAUGGCGAAGCCAGCCAAAUCUCGCUGACACCUCGGCGGAUUUGGAAGCUGCGCCUUGCAGCUUUGGCGCUGCAGCGGCGCCAAGGCGCACCGAGCCCUAAGAUCGUUGAGAAGGUUCUUGGGCAUUUCACCUUUGCCAUGCUGCUUAGGAGGGAAACGCUUUCCAUUUUCAAGUUUGUCUACCAGUACUGUCACCGCGACCGCCCUGACAAGAUCCUUUGGAAGUAUGCCCUCAAAGAGAUCCUUCAAGCCUCUUCCUUGCUUCCUCUGAUGACGGCAAACUUAAGCAUGCCGUGGGACGCCACACUCACAGCCACUGAUAGCAGCGAAGUCGGCUACGGGGUUUGUGAGCGUACAGCUGAUCCCGCUGCUGUCGCCGGAACGGCCAGGUGCAGCGAAGCUUGGAGGUUCUCCGUCGAAGGCUGCAUCAAAGCCCGCGAGAGCGCCCUUGGCUUAGAUGAGUCCGGGGACGGCCUUCCAGACUUGCUACAGCACGAGUGCGCUCGGACAUGCGAGAGGGAUUUUCGUGAAGUACACCCGAAUCUUCUGGAUGCUUCAGAAUGGCAUAUAGUCUUUAGUGGAGCUUGGGAUUUCACUGAAAAUAUUUUGCGAACUGAAGGGAGAGCGCUUGUUAGUGGCAUCCGGCACAAACUGCGCUGUCGCCGCAGUUUAGGCAAGAGGCAUGUUUGUUUGGUUGACAACCUCGCGCUCGCCCUUGCCGUCACCAAGGGCCGAGGGCGCAGCCAGCUGUCGAAUCGAACAUGCCAGGAGCUUUGCGCCUUGGCCCUAGCCGCCGAUUGCAAGUUCACUACUCGUUGGGUGCCGUCAGAGCGGAAUUGCGCAGACAAGCCCUCACGCUUUCCGCGUCUUUGCCCUCUCAAAGACUUUGAGCUCGCCUGUGGCUGCGCUCGAGGCUCAGUGACAUGUGCAUCCCGCCCUGGGGAAUUGCCUUCUGACGGCCAUGGCUUACGAGACCCGGGUGCUGAGCCGGCCUGGGUCGUCGCCACUGCUGACUACAGCACGGGGCGUCAAGCGAAGCCGGCAGAUGCCCCCUUUAGCUGCCGGCACCGCGCAGACCGCUAUGCAGCGGUUCUGCAGACCUUCAUGCAGUGGUCGCGGGCCCAUCAAGACAUGAGUUCCUCGUGGGAUGCACUCCUGACAGCGUACAUCAACGAGUUGUACGCCGAGGGGGCGAAUGUUUCCGCCGCGGAGUACGUUUUCGCCGCUUUUCGACAUCACUUCCCCUCUCACGGCAAGCAUGGUGGAAACCCAAUGCCCAGGAGCAUCCAGGCGCUAGAAGGCUACCGGCUGCUGGCGCCCCCGCAAAUGCGCCUGCCAACCCCUCGAAUAGCUUUCGUGGCGGUGGUAGGAUGGUUCCUUGUCAAGAUGAUGGUCGCGAUGGCAGUGGCUUUGCUGCUGCAGUGGGACCUGCUGCUACGACCAGGCGAGCUGAUCGGCAUGAGCCCCUCGCAGUUGGUCCCACCCACAGAUCUUGCAAGUAUGAGGCGGUGGGGAGUAGUGCUUGCCCCGAGCACGCUUGGAGAGGCAAGCAAGACAAAUGUGUUCGACGACAGCGUCCUGCUCAGCCACGACCUCGAGUUCCUGCUGCCGGCGUUAGGCGCAUUGCUGAAGACACGGGCGGGUGCGGUGAAUCUGUUCCCCUUCACUUGCGCGCAACUGGCGGCAGAGUUCAAGAAAGGCGCGGCGGCUUUGGGCUUAGAUCAUCUUGGCCUCACUCUGUACGGCAACCGACAUGGAGGCGCAAGCGAGAUGCGCUUGAAGGGCAUGCCGUUGUCGGAGAUCAAGAGGCGAGGCAGGUGGGCGACGGAUACCAGCUUGAGGAGGUACGAAAAGGCCACCUUGGCUCAGCAACAGGUCCACAAGGUGCCUGGGGCGACUCAGCUGUAUGGCAGCUUCGUAGAAAGCAGGCUAAGAUCUGCGACACACUUGAUGUCAGCGGCGCUCUCGCAGACAGGCGACGGUGCCCUGACAGCUUUGAGCAACCACUUCCUGCCGCUACC
Molecule: messenger RNA, 4820 nt
Organism: Symbiodinium natans
Lineage: Eukaryota; Dinophyceae; Suessiales; Symbiodiniaceae
Source: the annotation of a GenBank genome assembly